AUGCGCAGCACUCCAUCAAAAGCGUUGGAUGCAAUUCUUCACCUGCUGCCCCUGCAUGAAUUUGUGCAGUUAGAAGCGGAAAGGAGCGCCUUGCGGCUCAAACGUCUUAAAGAGGUCUUACCUGGUGAUCUUGUUGGUCAUCUGAGUAUUUUGCAACAAUUCAAAAGAGGGUCUUUGUUGAGUAUGUGCGGAGACUGGAUGAAACCUUUGGACAACUACGACAUUCCCUACAAGGUGCGUGAAACAUCGCGCUCCAACUGGGAGUGCGGAGUUAAUAUGGUCCGUAAGCGGUCAACGGUAUUCUUCACGGACGGCUCAAAAAUCGGUUCGAAAACUGGUGCGGGAAUCUUCGGUUCUGGUGUACAGAUAUCAGUGGCAAUGGGCAACUGGCCUACUGUAUUCCAAGCGGAGAUUUACGCUAUAAUCGAAUGUGUCAACGUUUGCCUAAAGAGAAACUACAAACAUGCGAAUAUUUGCAUUUUCUCUGAUAGUCAAGCGGCACUAAAGGCUCUUUGUGCUCACAAGUGUACGUCAAAAAUCGUGUGGGAGUGCGUUCUCUCACUGCGGAGGCUGUGUCGUAUGAACUCUGUCAUUUUGUACUGGGUUCCCGGGCACUGCGGCAUAGACGGUAAUGAAAAAGCAGACGAACUGGCCAAACAGGGCUCAAACUCGCAAUUUGUUGGUCCGGAACCCUUCCCGGUCCCCCUUCCGGAAAAGCUCCUAGAGUUCAACAAGUGGGCUCUCUGUACUUACACAGGACUAAUAACUGGGCACUGCCCGAGUAAGUAUCACUUGAAGAACAUUGGUCGAGUUCAGGAUGACACUUGUCGCCUCUGUAAUAUGGAGAGCGAAACCUCGGAACAUCUGCUAUGCAGCUGCGGUGCAUUAUACAUGAGCUGA
Messenger RNA from Wyeomyia smithii (pitcher-plant mosquito), 900 nucleotides. RefSeq lists its product as uncharacterized. Gene Ontology annotation, biological process: DNA replication, removal of RNA primer. Gene Ontology annotation, molecular function: nucleic acid binding; RNA-DNA hybrid ribonuclease activity. The transcript has a single exon. The record is from RefSeq and is a predicted model, not a curated record. Bases 1 to 900 code for a protein of 299 amino acids. Lineage: Eukaryota; Metazoa; Arthropoda; Insecta; Diptera; Culicidae.